Impatiens glandulifera is the source of this 687-nucleotide messenger RNA. RefSeq names its product lys-63-specific deubiquitinase BRCC36-like. The record is from RefSeq and is a predicted model, not a curated record. NCBI's taxonomy places the organism in Eukaryota, Viridiplantae, Streptophyta, Magnoliopsida, Ericales, Balsaminaceae. Gene Ontology annotation, biological process: double-strand break repair. Gene Ontology annotation, cellular component: BRCA1-A complex; BRISC complex. Gene Ontology annotation, molecular function: polyubiquitin modification-dependent protein binding; metallopeptidase activity.
UAUCAUCAGUUCUGAGAGAGAAGAUCUAAGCGGUGGGAUUCUUGGAUUUCUAUCUUCUUCUCUUGCGUACGACCUAGUACAGAGAAGCAGAUAGGGAACGAAGAAGAAGAAGAAGAAGUGAAUCCCGGAAUCUAACCAUGUCUCUGUCAUACGUUAAAAUGUCCGAAGAAGUUUGGUUAACAUGUCUUACUCACGCAUUGUCUACUGAGACAGAAGAGAUCACGGGUCUUCUUCUUGGUGACAUUCAGCACUCCAAAGGUGGGAAUUUCACAACACUACCACGAUCAGAUCGACAGAAGGAUCGAGUGGAGACCAAUCCUGAACAGUUGACUGCUGCCUCUGUUGAAGCACAGCACGGAAGAAUGACCAGAGUAAUUGGCUGGUAUCAUUCGCAUCCACACAUCACUGUCCUUCCUUUGCAUGCUGGAAGAAUCCAGGUUAUUGCUUUUCAGUCCUUGGAUGGCAAGCAAAGUCAAAUAAAUUUGAGAGCAGUUCCAGUUUCCUCAGCAAACAAAGAGGUGGUCAUCGACCUUGAAUCAUCCUUGAGUUUUUUUAGAAAAUGUGUCUACUAGACUUGGCUCUGGAAAGGAAGAAAGUCUUAAGAAGAUACUGGUGAUUCGAAAGCUGCCAGACUAUUUAAGGUCAAUUAAUAUUGCAUAAUUUCUUUUUUGGCUAAAUAAGAAUUAG